AGCCGCGGGUCGGCGCUCGCCCCCGAGGGCGCCGGGGCCUCCGCGCUCGAACAGAAACUGCUCUUCCAUUGAUUGGGCCCCGUUGGGCGAGCGGCCGGUGCGUGUGCCCCGAGCGAGCGCGUGCGGAAGGCAGAGGGCAGGAAGUAGGACUUCUGCAGCGACGGUGGCGGCGCGGCGCAGGGGACGGAGCCUUCCUUAUUUAUGUGUCUGCCGGCGUUCGCCUUCGCCGCCCGAAGACUUCAGGGAGCGUCUCCGAGCUGCGUUCCCCGCGUGUAAGGCACGGAAGGGCUGGCUGUCUGAGCACCAUGAUUACCCAUUAACCUCCAAACUUUCCUUUUUCUUAACCCAAAGAAUAUCGGUGAUUUUUGUCCACUGCUAGCAGAAGAGGAGAGGACCCAGGGCUCUUGAAAUGCAGCAAAAUCCUUAUUUCUAAGCAGGCCCGAGAUAGUGAUAUGCAGACCCCCUCUACUCAGUGAAGUUUUCUAUCCUAUGGAUAUCGGUCUUGAGAUUUGAGAUCGGAGAGCAGUCCUGUCUGCACUGGGUCCCGCAACCUCCGUCCUUUCAAUGCCCAGUUUUCUCUGGGACUGCUGGCCUUCCCUGGAGAUCAGAGCGCUGCUUUGUGCCAUGGGCUGUAUUCAGAGCAUCGGGGGCAAAGCCAGAGUCUUCCGGGAAGGCAUCACCGUGAUUGACGUGAAAGCCUCUAUUGACCCCAUCCCCACCAGCAUCGAUGAGUCCUCCAGCGUGGUGCUCCGCUACAGGACACCCCACUUCCGUGCCUCGGCCCAGGUGGUCAUGCCACCCAUCCCCAAGAAAGAGACCUGGGUCGUUGGCUGGAUCCAGGCGUGCAGCCACAUGGAGUUCUACAACCAGUAUGGGGAACAGGGCAUGUCCAGCUGGGAGCUCCCGGACCUCCAGGAGGGCAAGAUCGAGGCCAUCAGUGACUCAGACGGGGUGAACUACCCCUGGUACGGCAACACCACGGAGACGUGCACCAUCGUGGGCCCCACCAAGAGGGACUCCAAGUUCAUCAUCAGCAUGAACGACAACUUCUACCCCAGCGUCACAUGGGCCGUGCCCGUCAGUGAGAGCAACGUGGCCAAGCUGACCAACAUCUACCGGGACCAGAGCUUCACCACGUGGCUGGUGGCCACCAACACCUCGACCAAUGACAUGAUCAUUUUGCAGACGCUGCACUGGCGUAUGCAGCUCAGCAUCGAGGUGAACCCCAACCGGCCCCUCGGCCAGCGCGCCAGGCUGCGGGAGCCCAUCGCCCAGGACCAGCCCAAGAUCCUGAGCAAGAACGAGCCGAUACCGCCCAGCGCCCUGGUCAAGCCCAAUGCCAACGACGCUCAGGUCCUCAUGUGGCGGCCCAAGUACGGGCAGCCGCUCGUGGUGAUCCCGCCCAAGCACCGGUAACGGCCAGGGCGCCCUGCUAGGCUAGACUCGAAUUAUAAUGCUGCUCCUACCCACACCCGCACGGACUCUUCGGUCAUUCAGCAAAAUACAACCACUCUACCUUCUCGAGCGGGCGGAUCUCACUGUGCAAAGGCCCCGGGAUGGCCUCCCCCAGCCCUCUUGGCACCUGCUUCCUUUCGGGGAGGGGGAGGCCCGGCCGGGACACCUGACCCCACGUGCCCCUUCACCUCGGGUCUCCUCUCCUGGCAGUUCAGUCAUUCACUUGCAGGCCUCCCCAGAUCAACUGCUUUUUUAGUUUUUCUUCUUCUUCUUCUUCUUCGUUUUUUUGUUUUUUGGGUUUUUUUUGUUUGUUUGUUUGUUUUUUAAACACCUCUUUACGAGGUUCAGGGGCGGGAGGAGGCGGAGCUGGUCAUGACCCUGACCGGCACUGCUGCUGAUCUGUGAGUGGCGGCUCCCCCCACCCCCGUGGCAGCUCCCUCGUCCCCCCGUCACGCGGCCUUACGUAGACUCGCUUUGCCAAACUUCUUCUGCCUUAAGCUGAAUUUAAAGGAAAAAGCCCCAAACCGACAAAGAAAUAGGAUCUCUUUUCUACCGGACUGUUCACCUUCUGCUAGAGAAACGAAACCAGACAGACCACCUAAAGACCCCCCCGCCCCUUCUCUCGGGCUCAGGUGGAAACCCCCGUGCCCCACCCCCCCCACCCCAUACCUGUGCAGAAGGGAUCUGGGCUUCCCUCCUCUCUCUUCUUGGCAGCCUUAACUUGCCUGGGGUGGAUCUGGGAGGAGAGAAGGAGGGUUGAGCCCAGGGGAUUUUCGCCAUUCCUGUCCUCAGCACCCAGCCACAGAUGGGUCCGCCUUUCCCUUUUCCGUCCACACUGGCCCCAAACGCCUGGAGGGCCGGCCACCUCGAGCCAGAUUUAGUUCUAAGGUAAGAAAGGCGGGUGACUUCCCUCCUGGCUCCUUCUCAGGGGAUGCCCCUCCCGGGGGCUCUGGGGGAAGCUGCAAACGGGCUCUGGGCGCCAGUGUCGGAGGUUGGGGAGACGCUGUCCGGCGGGGGGGCGGUGGGGGAGGGGGUGGUCCUGGAUCUGGGGAGGCCGGGAAGGCUGUCGGCAGACACCCCUCUGCUGCUGAUUCCCAAGGAAGCAAAGCGGGGCCUCGGGCUGGCGGGGGUCACGUGGGGCCAUGGUUGACGGGCAUCGGGGCCGCUCUGGAGGCUGGUCGGGACAGCGUGGCCAGUCUGGAGGGCCACCUUCCCUCGGGUCCAGGGCCCUCCGGAGCCCUAGGAUGGUCCUGAGCGACGCCGAGCCUUCUGCCUUGAAGGCUGCUUGCGGGACCUACGAGGGACACCCCACGGAAGCCCCCUUCCUCCAGCCACUUCACCCGGCCCUGGGUUUCCAACUAAUAACAACACCCAAGCACAGAAAACCGUCAGAAAAGAAAAAGCGUUCAUUUCUGCAGCCGAUGAGCCACUUGGACGAGCCCCGGUGACAGCGUGGGAGGAUGUGGGUCACCUUGCUCGGCUCCUUUAUCCACGUGGUAGUAUACUUAUCCAAGGGGUGCUUCACGUCCAAACUCUCUCUCCAGCCCCACUCCCGACAUCAGGCCCACAGCUGUCCCGGAACAACGGGACUGUGGUUGCCUGCGUGAUGCCCGGGAACCCCUGUGUCAGGCCUAGGACCUUCCCCCUGUGCCCCUUGGUGUGUAGAGACCCAGUCGCCCGGGGAGGCCUGAGCCUCGAGUGAGAGGGACGAUGGGUCCCAGCUCUACCUCUGGGGAAGGGCCAGGCCGGGAGCGGGUGGGCGGGGGGCCAGGGUGACGGCGUCCUGAUGCCGUGGACAGGACCUGGCCCCCUAACGGAGCGGCCCUUCUCUGCACUCAGGUCUUUCUUGCACUAAAAAAGGAGGAAGGGCCCUGGGCGAGGGGUCAGGAAGCUGGAGUUCUGGUUCUGGGCUGGGUCACCACGAAGGGGAUCUUACUGUGCUAGGGGGUGGCCCCGAGCUGCUGGGGGCAGCGUCCCGCAAAUAGGCGCUCGCUGAGCGGGAGCGAGCCCUCCUGCCAGGAGCCGGCGCUGUGCCCACCCGAAGGGGGCACGCCUGCUGUGGCUGCCCGCUCCCCCACCCCCCCGCAUGCCUGGGCCCCAGCUCACCUUGCUCCCCGACUCACCCUGCCCCUCCUGUACCCCUUUCUCUCUGUCCCUCCGGGCCUUUCUGAACACGGGGCUGGAAAGACCCUGGAGAAACGGCAGGUCUGGCCAAGGACACUGGGCUUAGCUUGGGUCUGGUCCCAGGGCCUCCUCCCUGUCGGGAGCACAGACCCCAGGCUUCUCACCUGGGUCCCCAAUCCCUCCGGUGUCCCCGUUUCCUGGCGUGGACACACUCCUCCAGCAAUAAGGACCAUCCGUGGUCGUGGAGAGUACUGUGAAAACAAACCAAUGCACUUACCAGGAGGCACAAGACUCUUGAAGAACAUGUAACAUUAACCUUUUUGAAAAACAACAAAUAUUCACAAAGAGAAAUAAAAUGUAAUUUUAAAGUA
Molecule: messenger RNA, 3950 nt
Organism: Felis catus (domestic cat)
Lineage: Eukaryota; Metazoa; Chordata; Mammalia; Carnivora; Felidae
Gene: FAM78A
Product: family with sequence similarity 78 member A
Exons: 3
Coding region: 565-1416 (283 amino acids)
Source: RefSeq, a predicted model, not a curated record